CGCACCCAACGCCCCCAACGACCGACAAACCCAACCCGUUCCAGGUUGCCAAACAGGCGAGCAACAACCUCCACGGACAGACCAGCGAGCGUCAGCAGCCCCAAAUCAUCUCACCACUCCGCAUAUCGCUGCCAGGCACUGGACGGAUCUAAAUCUGCGCCGUUUGCAUAACCUCGUGCGGACAGUAGGAAGAGAGAGAGACGGAGAGCAGCCGUCAAUCUCCCUCCCUCCGAUCAACGAAUUUAUCGCCGCAGUCGGCCGAGCCCGAAGUGCAGCAGUUUUCUUCGCCAGCUGCUCGAUUCAGAAUUCCCUACGUCCGUCGGGGCACUGCUUGCGGUCGCAUCGAGCGACGCUCGCCUUACGCUUGAUUGCUCCUUGCAUCCCAUCGACAGCCCGUCGCGGGCUUGUCAUCUCGUCUCUCGGCCUCUUCGGCCCUAUUAUCCCAGCCAGCCUCGGUCGGGAUCUGAUCGCUACUUCUCUCCCUCUGCAUCCAGCUCCAUUUGCCUGCGAACCACCGGAGUUCGCUGUCUCGAGCCGCCGGUCGAUAGCAAAGGGUGUAGGCCCGUAGCGCACGCAUCGCCGCGCCCAACAAUGGCCGCUCCUCAGAACCAGAGCAGCGACAGCCCUGCAGCCAUGCCGUCGCAUCCUGCCCUCGGAAUCCCACAACACAACACGUCCUCCCAAGUUCCCACCAUGCCGGCUGCACCACCUCUCCUCCGACCCGCCAUCCCCGGCUCGCGCCCGGGCAGGGCGGGGCCCCGUCUGGGGCUCGCCAUCCCUCCGUCUCCAAACGCAAAGCCGGUCAGCAACCCAGGCGCGCCCGCGCAGCGUCCGGCCCUACCCACCCUGCACCUCGCGACCCCCAUGGGCAGCAACGUGGUGCCACAAGAACAGACACAGCCACUCAAGCCCUCGCUGAGCCUACAGAGCGCGAGCGGCGGCAGCGAGAGCAGUGCCGCCCACAGCAGGAGCGGGAGCUUUGGGCCGCUCGACGGCCGCGCGAGCAAUCCCACAAGUGCCGGCUCCCAGUUUAGCGCGCUCUCUUUCGCGAGUCAAUUCGGGAUAGGAAGACAGACCGGUGACCCCGUGUCGGCUGUCGGAUCGCUAUAUUCCAAUGCCAGCGAGAGCAUGGACAUGGAUCGGGACGGCAGCCUGCAUGGCCUGGAAAGCUUCGACGAGGCCACCCUCGAGAAGGCGAGGACGGCUGAUGUGGAGGAUCUCGACGACGAUGGUUGGCGAAUCGUGAGCAUGGAGAAGCGGAUUAUCGAGCUCGGGAACCUAGGCGAGGGCGCUGGCGGUGCCGUGACAAAAUGCAAGUUGAGGGGCGGCAACACCGUGUUUGCUCUCAAGGUCAUAACCACGAACCCUGACCCCGAUGCCAAGAGGCAGAUUAUUCGCGAGUUGGGGUUCAAUAAGGGGUGUGCCUCGCAACACAUCUGCCGUUACUACGGCGCCUUCGUCGACCCUGCGACAGCCACCAUCUCCAUCGCCAUGGAGUUCUGCGAGGGCGGGUCGCUCGACAGCAUCUACAAGGAAGUGAAGAAGCUCGGCGGUCGCACCGGCGAGAAAGUCCUGGGCAAGAUCGCUGAAGGUGUACUCCACGGCUUGACGUACCUGCACUCCAAGAAGAUCAUCCACCGCGACAUCAAGCCGAGCAACAUCCUGCUUUGCCGCAAUGGGGAUGUGAAGCUCUGCGACUUUGGCGUGUCGGGCGAGUUCGGCACCAAGGGAGAUGCCAGCACCUUCAUCGGUACCAGCUACUACAUGGCACCGGAGCGCAUCACGGGCCAGUCGUACACCAUCACGUCCGACGUCUGGUCCACCGGCAUCACCCUCCUCGAGGUUGCCCAGCAUCGCUUCCCGUUCCCGGCCGAUGGUACGGAGAUGCAGCCUCGCGCCACUCCUCUCGACCUGUUGACCUACAUCGUCAAACAUCCGACUCCCAAGCUCAAGGACGAACCCGAGGCCAACAUUUACUGGAGUAGCAACUUCAAGUAUUUCAUCGAUUGCUGCCUUGAGAAGGAGCCGGCUCGCCGGGCCAGCCCGUGGCGAAUGCUGGAGCACCCCUGGAUGGUGGAAAUGGCCGCGAAACGCGUCAACAUGCGCCGUUAUCUGGCCCAAGUGUGGGGAUGGGACGAGAAUGAACCACAGGCUUCACAAAAGGCAUAG
Thermothelomyces thermophilus ATCC 42464 is the source of this 2169-nucleotide messenger RNA. Its product is annotated as MAP kinase-like protein. The coding region runs from base 592 to 2169 and encodes 525 amino acids. Gene Ontology annotation, molecular function: protein kinase activity; ATP binding. Gene Ontology annotation, biological process: protein phosphorylation. The record is from RefSeq and is a predicted model, not a curated record. The transcript has 4 exons. Lineage: Eukaryota; Fungi; Ascomycota; Sordariomycetes; Sordariales; Chaetomiaceae.